Molecule: messenger RNA, 4831 nt
Organism: Orcinus orca (killer whale)
Lineage: Eukaryota; Metazoa; Chordata; Mammalia; Artiodactyla; Delphinidae
Gene: C13H2orf42
Product: chromosome 13 C2orf42 homolog
Exons: 10
Coding region: 2170-3894 (574 amino acids)
Cellular component (GO): nucleus
Source: RefSeq, a predicted model, not a curated record
UUGUGGCAUGCGAACUCCCAGUUGUGGCAUGCGUGCAGGAUCUAGUUCCCCAACCAGGGAUUGAAUUCGGGCCCCCCACAUUGGGAGCGUGGAGUCCUCCCCACUGGAUCACCAAGGAAGUCCCAGUCACGAAGAUUUAUGCCUGUGUUUCUUCCUAAGAGUUUUAGCUCUUACAUUGAUGUCUAUGAUCCACUUUGUUAAUUUUUAUAUACAGUGUGAGGCAGGGGUCCAACUUCAUUUUUUUGCAGGUGGCUAUUCAGUUGUUCCAGCACCAUUUGUUGACAGGACUGUUAUUUUCCCAUUAAAUGAUCUUGAUGUCCUUGUUGAACAUCAAUUGACCAUAAAUGUGAGGGUUCACUUUUGAACUCUCAGUUCUCUUUCACUGAUUUGUAUAUCUGUAUGUCUAAGUCACAUUGUCUUUUUUUCCUCCAGCUUUUUUGAGAUGUAAUUGACAUAUAACAUUGUGUAAAGUUUAAAGUGUGAUAUGCUUAUAUUGCAAAAUCAUUACCACCAUAGCAUUAACUAACGCUUCCAUCACAUCACAUAAUUACCAUUUCUUGUUUGUGGUAAGAACAUGUAAGAUCUACUCUUAGCAACUUCCAAGUAUAAAUGCAGUAUUGCUAACUAUAAUAACUGUGCUGUAUAUUAGAUCCCCAGAACUUAUUCAUCUUAUAACUAGAAGAGUUUGUACCCUUUCACUAACAUCUCCCCAUUUCUCCAAUCCCCUAGUCCCCUGGCAACUACCAUUCUAUUCUGCUUCUAUGAGUUUGGCUUUUUUAGGUCCUACAUAUAAGUGAUGUAAUACAGUAUUUGUCCUUCUCUGUCCACAUUGUCUUAAUUUGCUUUGUAGUAAAUUUUGAAAUCAGGAAAUGUAACUCCUUCUACUUUGUUCUUUCUCAAGAUUGUUCUGGCUCUUCCAGGUCCCUUGCAUUUCCCUAUGAAUUUUAGAAUCAUCUUGUCAAUUUCUGCAAAAAAAAGGUAUCUGGGCUUUUGAUAGGGAUACAUUACAUUGUAUCUGUAGAUCAAUUUGAGGAAUAGUGCCUCUUAACAAUAUCAAGUCUUCUGGUUCAUGAACAUGAAAAGAUGUCUUUCCAUUUUUUAGGUCUUUAAUUUCUUUCAAUUAUGGUUUGUAGUUUUCAUCAUACAAGUCUUGCACUCCUUUUUUUGCUUAGUUUGUUUUCAUCUUCGGACUUAGUUUAAGGUACCUUUUUCCAUGCAGAAAAAUUUCAUUUUUAUGUAAUCAAAUAUAAUGAGUCAUAAUUUUUAAAUGGGCCAAAUAUUUGAAUAGUUAUUUCCCCAAAGAGAUAGACAUAUGGCUAAGUAAGCACAUGAAAUUUUGCCAACAUCAUUAUUCGUUAGGGAAAUGCAAUAAAAACCAAGUGAGAUACCACUUCACACCCACUAUAGGCAAAUGGCUAUAACCAAGGAGACAGUAACACGUGUUGGCCAGGAAAUGGAGCAAGGAACCCUCAUGUGUUGCUGGUGUAAAUGUAUAAUGGCACAGUCACUUUGGAAAACAGUUUGGCGGUUUCUUAAAGUCUUGUACGUAAACUUACCCUACCACCCAGUAAUUCUAAUUCUAGGUAUCUACCCAAGAGAAAUGAAGACAUUUGUCUACACAAAGACUUGCAUGUUAAUGUUCUCAACAGUGUUCGUGAUAGCCCUGAAGUGGAAACAAUCCAAGUACCUAUAAGGUGGUAAAUGGAUAAACAAAAUGAUAUAACCAUACAGUGGAAUACUGUUCAGCAAUAUAAAGGAAUGCAGUACUGAUAUAUGCUACAAUGUGGUCGCACCUUGAAAACAUCAUGUUGAAUGAAAGAAGGCAGACAUAAAAGGCCACAUAUCGUAUGAUUCCAUCUAUAUGAAGUGUCCAGAAAAGACUGCCAAGGUCUCCACUUAGGGCAGUGAGAAUCUUUGACUGUGGAACAUUGGACAUGAGCUUUGCCAUUGGCUGGUUGAGAAGGAGAAGGCAGAAUGUCUGCACUGUUACAACACAGAGCUCAAACUUCAGAAGACUUUGAGUUAAGCAGUGUCAUUUACUAUGCACAUGAUUAUGUCUUCGUCUGUCCUAUAUGAUCAUCACAAACUAAUGAAACACCUUUUAGGUCUUAUGAAUUCAGCUCACACUUUUUCUGGAUGCUCGGGCAACUGAUAGAGGACCUGUGAAAAAUGGAACCAAACUCUCUAAGGACAAAGGUCCCAGCUUUCUUAUCUGACUUGGGGAAGGCCACAUUGAGGGGAAUCAGGAAGUGUCCCCGCUGUGGCACAUACAAUGGAACCCGGGGACUGAGCUGUAAGAACAAGACAUGUGGAACCAUAUUCCGGUACGGCGCACGGAAGCAGCCUAGUGUUGAAGCUGUCAAAAUCAUAACAGGCUCUGAUCUGCAAGUCUACUCGGUGCGGCAAAGAGACCGGGGCCCUGAUUACCGAUGCUUUGUGGAGCUAGGUGUUUCAGAGACGACCAUCCAGACAGUGGAUGGGACGCUCAUCACUCAGCUGAGCUCUGGACGGUGUUACGUCCCCGCAUGCUUGAAAGCUGCCACCCAGGGUGUUGUGGAAAACCAGUGCCAGCACAUCAAGCUGGCCGUGAACUGCCAGGCAGAGGCCACCCCUCUGACGCUAAAGAGCUCGGUCCUGAAUGCAGUGCAGGCCUCCCCAGAAACCAAGCAAACCAUCUGGCAGUUGGCCACGGAACCCACAGGUCCCCUUGUACAGAGGAUUACUAAAAACAUUUUGGUGGUGAAAUGCAAGGCAAGCCAGAAGCAUAGUUUGGGGUAUUUGCAUACAUCGUUUGUGCAGAAAAUCAGUGCCAAAAGCUUGCCUGAGCGCCGUUUCUUCUGCUCCUGCCAGACUCUGAAAUCACAGAAGUCGAAUGCCUCCAAGGAUGAGGCGGUCCAGAGAUGCAUUCAUUUCUUUGCUUGCAUCUGUGCCUUUGCCAGUGACGAGACAUUGGCUCAGGAAUUCUCAGACUUCCUAAAUUUUGAUUCCAGCGGUCUAAAGGAGGUUAUUGUGCCCCAGCUAGGUUGCCACUCAGAAUCAACAGUAUCAGCUUGUGAGUCUUCUGCCUCUAAGCCAAAGAAGAGGAAGAAGGAGGAAGUAUCUGGUGCACAGACGAACAGUUCACUGCUGCCUCAAGAUGCAGUGAGCAGUAAUCUAAGGAAAAGUGGCCUGAAAAAGCCUGUGGUUGCUUCUUCAUUAAAAAGGCAGGGCUGUAGUCAGCUGUUAGAUGAGGCACAAGUGACCUUAUCCUUCCAAGACUGGCUGGCCAGUGUCACAGAACGCAUCCAUCAAACCAUGCACUAUCAGUUUGAUGGCAAACCAGAGCCACUGGUGUUCCACAUUCCUCAGUCCUUUUUCGAUGCCCUGCAACAGAGAAUAUCCAUAGGAAGUGCAAAAAAACGGCUUCCCAACUCUACCACAGCUUUUGUUCGCAAAGAUGCUUUGCCACUGGGAACCUUUUCCAAGUAUACCUGGCAUAUCACGAAUAUCCUGCAAGUUAAACAAAUCUUAGAUACCCCAGAGAUGCCUUUGGAAAUCACCCGGAGUUUUAUCCAGAACCGGGACGGGACUUAUGAGCUGUUUAAAUGCCCUAAAGUAGAAGUAGAGAGCAUAGCAGAAACCUAUGGUCGUAUAGAAAAGCAACCAGUGCUGCGACCCUUGGAACUAAAAACUUUUCUCAAAGUUGGCAACACUUCCCCAGAUCAAAAGGAGCCAACACCUUUCAUCAUUGAGUGGAUUCCAGAUAUUCUUCCCCAAUCCAAGAUUGGCGAGCUGCGGAUCAAGUUUGAGUAUGGUCACCACCGCAAUGGGCAUGUGGCGGAGUACCAAGAACAGCGGCCCCCCCUGGACCAGCCCUUGGAACUGGCCCCUCUGACCACCAUCACUUUCCCUUGAGGCAAAACAAGAGAGUCUUUCGCUGCUAAAUUUGCACAUCCCCACCCUUUGACAACUUUAAAUACUAGUUAGGCACUUAGAUGGCUCUGUUCCUUAGUGAACUACUCUUAGCUAAGAUGCGGUUUCUCAACACAUUCAAGUGGAUUCUGUUGAAGAAAAACUCUUCUUGUACAUAUAGCCCUUUUGGUGCUGCUGUGUAUAGUCUUCAUUAUAAAUUGGGUGGUAUUCCUGGCUAGUUUUUGAAGGAACAAAAAGAAAACCAGCCCACAUACCUUCUCGAAGGACUCACCUUUAGAGUUUGUUUCAACCUUUUCCUAAUUCUCUAAGAAGUGAGCAGCACUUGCCUUACACCAACAGUGUUGGAAAGUUAAUAAUACCCUGGUUAGGGCAGAAUGUUGAUGAUCAUCCUGGCAGAAUUCCAGUCAUGCCCUUUUAUUCUCUUCUCAAAGCACAGUGUCACUAGUUUUUCCAAAUUAUAUCUCAUGUUGGCCUAAUUAUAAAAUUAUAAACCUUUCGGGAGAUUCAGGUGAUAGUAAAACAGGAAAAAGAGAUCCAGGUGUCAAGGCAGUAUUUGACAUUUCAAACUAAUGCUUGUAAUUGCUUGUUUUCUUGAUAUUUCUUUCCUUCUUUACUCUCCAAAAAGUUUAACAGGCGGUAAAAUUCAAUUCCUAUUUUUUUAAUUCAUUGAUCACAGAAUGGAGAUACACUGAAAGACACAGAAUGAAAGCCUGCCUUUAAGGAGAAAAGAAGGGAAUGAACAUUUCCUGUUUGCCUACUACAUCCCAGGCAUUUUCAUUUAGAUUCUCAUUUGAUCAUUUUUCUCAUUUAGUCCUCAUCAUUCUUUGAGUUUAGCCAUCACCCCUUCUUUUAUGAAUUUAAACAGUCUCUUUGAGAUUAAGUAUCUUGCUGGAAACAGCAUUAAAAAUGUUUCAUUUUA